UUUAAAAUUUAUUAAAUUAAAUAUUAGAUGUUGCUAGAUAAUGAGUGCGUAAGCGCAUAACAAAAUUUACAUCUAACUAAAUUUUUUUUAAUAUAAAAGUAAUUGUGGUUUUCUAUAUUUAAUAGGUUUAUUCGUUGAUAACCUUACUUUUGUGAUUUUGACAUUCAAACAAAACAUUCGAUAAACAUGGCAAACGAUAGAGAAGUUUUGAGAGAAGUAUGGGAAGGAAAACUACCAAUUGCCUUUAAACUGGAUCCAGAUGAAGUAGUAGAUAUCCAGCAUCCCGAUCCGUUUUAUUUAAUGGUACCCAGAUUGAGUUAUUUCCCUUUAGUCACUGACAAAGUUCGUAAACAUUUCGCCAAAUAUGUUGCAAACGAUAAACAGGACCAGGAAAUGUGGCUAGAAUUCAACGGCCAACCCUUAAAAUGGCAAUACCCUAUCGGUGUUUUGUCGGAUUUGAUGCUAGGUGAUGAUCAUCUACCCUGGAUGAUAACAGUCAGAUUCGAUAAGUUUCCAGAAUCACAAAUUUAUAAAUUCAGCAACAAAGAAACAGUUGAAUCAUACUUCAUGGCAUGUCUAAAAGAAGCUGAUGUAUUGAAGCACAGGGGCCAAAUUGCCAGUAACAUGCAGAAAAAGGAUCACAAUCAACUCUGGUUGGGUUUGCAAAAUGAUAAAUUUGAUCAAUUCUGGGCUGUAAACAGGAAACUGAUGGAAGUUCCUGCAGAUUGUGAACACUUCAAGUACAUUCCGUUUAGGUGUUAUGUUGAUGAUGGGUACAAACAGAAACUGAUAAAACCAGUUGCUGAUGAUGGAAGGAGGAAAACAUUACAGGAUUUACUUAAUGAAUUGUUUCCAGGGAGAAAUAAUGUGAGUGUUAAAACACAUGGCAUGAAUCCUCCAUUGGAAACACCCUUACAAUGGAUGUCAGAACAUUUGAGUUAUCCAGAUAAUUUUCUGCAUUUCAUUGUACAAUUUUGAAUACUCAAAAAAGCUCAUAUUAAUUUUUCAUUUGAUUCUGAGCACACCAUUUACAAUUAGACUAUAUGAGACAGAGUUGGCUGGAAAAGAGACCUGCUGAAAGGAAAAUAAAAAAAUACAUUUUAACUUUUCAUAAGUGUGUAAAAAACAGCUAAAUUAAAAUAUGAUUUGUCUUAUUCUUCUAUACCAGUGUUAAGAUUAUUUAAGGCUUUGACAAAGAUGAAUAUACUAUGUGUAACAUGCAUUUAUUGUUAUGUUUAACCCAUCGAUUUUUUAUUUAUCUAAUUAAAAUGGGAAUCGUAAAUGUGAUUUUUGUAUUGAAUCUAUUUUAAAAUAAAUUAUUUAAGUAAAA
Messenger RNA from Aethina tumida (small hive beetle), 1330 nucleotides. It is a transcript of the gene Atg5, whose product is annotated as autophagy protein 5. The transcript is spliced from 4 exons. The coding region runs from base 187 to 978 and encodes 263 amino acids. Gene Ontology annotation, biological process: C-terminal protein lipidation; nucleophagy; autophagosome assembly. Lineage: Eukaryota; Metazoa; Arthropoda; Insecta; Coleoptera; Nitidulidae. The record is from RefSeq and is a predicted model, not a curated record. Gene Ontology annotation, cellular component: Atg12-Atg5-Atg16 complex; cytoplasm; phagophore assembly site membrane.